This is a messenger RNA of Lasiodiplodia theobromae, 1047 nucleotides long. RefSeq names its product Protein scaf8-like isoform x1. Lineage: Eukaryota; Fungi; Ascomycota; Dothideomycetes; Botryosphaeriales; Botryosphaeriaceae. The record is from RefSeq and is a predicted model, not a curated record. The transcript has 3 exons. Bases 1 to 1047 code for a protein of 348 amino acids.
AUGCCUUUAUUGCGCAUUUUCGCCAACAAAUAUUCCCCUCGCAGAAACGCCAGUGCCUAUAGCACACAGCCUGCUUCGCCGUCGUCAAAGCCACUCCUCGCACCGCAACCGUCUCCACCUUCCUCAUCCGCCACCUCCUUCUCCUCCUCUCCGCUCGCUACGCCAUCAACGUCCCGAACAGCCUACCGCCGCCUUUCCCUGCAAGAUAUCCACCUCCUCACCCGCAUCCUUUCACUCUCUUCGUCCUGCGGCCCCGAUGACUUCCGAAUAGUCGACAAGCAAUCUUCACGGGGUUCCACGCCGAAGGGAGAUACCGCCGGCGGUGCGAAGACAGCAAGCUCUGGAGGCUGCGGCGAUGACGAUGGCGAUGGUGGUGAUAAGGGAGGAACACCUCCUGUCUCACCUCAGCUCCUGCCGUCGUCGCUGUCCCCAAUCACGAACGAAACAAUCAGACGCAUCCGCACGCGCCUGCGCAUCGCGGAGCUGCCCUCCCACCUGCGGCAGUGCAUGAGCCCAGCGACAGCGGCGACAGCUGUGGCGGCGGAGGCUGGUUCGUGGGCCUCUGGUCUGGGAUUGAUGGUCGUGGAGGGUGAUUAUGACAAAGAGGGAGCAGAGGAUGAUGAUCUACGGGUAAAAGAGGUAUUAGCGCUGCUCGGGCGGGCGAAGGGGGAGUUGGUCUCUUGGUUCGAGAACGAGCGACGGACCGUCAUCGCAACUGUCAACGCCAUUAUCGUCAUCGUUCUUGUCCCCGUCAGCACCUACAAGCUCUCCGCCGCGGAGCGCUGCGCCAAGAAGCGGCACACCUCGGACAUCCUCUUCCGCGCCGACCACACCUUCGUCGCCUGGGAGAACGUCGUCAUCGCACCUCCGCAACGCCUGCCCUGCUUGUGUCCUCACUCACGUCGGCAGCGCACCGGCGCUCAUUCUGGCGCUGCGCGUCUCGCUGCUGGCGUGGUGCCGAUGGGAGCGCCUGGCCAAGGGAUCGAAGCGGUUGGCGUGGGUGGAUGGGUGGAUGUGGUGGGCGUGUAUGCGCGAGGCUGCGGCUGA